Molecule: messenger RNA, 726 nt
Organism: Ochotona curzoniae (black-lipped pika)
Lineage: Eukaryota; Metazoa; Chordata; Mammalia; Lagomorpha; Ochotonidae
Gene: SELENOM
Product: selenoprotein M
Exons: 5
Cellular component (GO): endoplasmic reticulum lumen
Molecular function (GO): oxidoreductase activity
Source: RefSeq, a predicted model, not a curated record
GCGCAGCGGCUGGGUGGUGGUGCGCUUCCAGCUUGUGGAGCAGCUUCCGCCGGGUCCCCGAUGCACCCCCGGCCUUCUCUGCCCCCGCCGCCGCCGCCGCUGCCGCUGCUGCUGCUGCUGCUGCUUGCAGCGCUGGUGGCCCCGGCCACCACCACCAGGACCUACUGGCCGAAUUGGGACCGUUUGCGUGGCCUGGCCCGGGCGCGGGUAGAGACCUGUGGAGGAUGACAGCUGAACCGCCUCAAGGAGGUGAAGGCCUUCGUCUACCAGGACAUCCCAUACUAUCACAACCUGGUGAUGAAGCACCUCCCCGGGGCCGACCCCGAGCUCGUGCUGCUGAGCCAUCGCUACCGAGAACUGGAGCGCAUCCCGCUCAGUGAGAUGACCCGCGAGGAGAUCAACGCGCUGCUGCAGGAGCUCGGCUUCUACCGCAAGGAAGAGCCCGACGCACAGGUGCCCGACGAGUACCUGUGGGCACCUGCUAAGGCCCCCGAGGCACCGCCAAGGGCUCCAAGAGACCGCGCUGACCUCUAGAGGGCCGCCCUGCCUGGACCCCGGUGACACAAUGAAGCGCUCAGCAUCCCGGGAGCCCCCCUCCCUUGCUGAGGGCCGACACCCUGUCCCCGGACCGGCAGGAAUGGAGUUAGGGGAUUCGUCCCCUCUGUUCCACUAAACCUUUGUUUUUGACCGCGUUUCAAGACUCUUUCCUUGCAGCGGCCGGUGAGG